AAUUACAGUAAAACCCCGAUUUUACGUUACCCUUUUUACGUUUUCCCGAUAUUGCACAAGUUUUUUUCGGACCCGUUUUACUCAUUUGAUACAAUGCAAUUAAUUCCUGUGGUUUACAAUGCGCCUAUAAUCUGCUUCCUGCAAUUUACGCUGUUCUUUCGGAUAUAGCUUAGUAUUAGGUGUCUAUUAUUACUUUUUCGUACUUGUUUGCAAUGUUUAGGCAGAUAUGUUUGUGCUGGUUAUUUGUCUUCUUUCAAUAUAUCUACAAUAGUAUCGGUUCACUCAAGUUAAUAUGGACCAACAGCUUGAUUCCUGUACCAAGAGCAUGUAGAGGAUGAAGUUAACAAAUCGUUGGAAACACUUAGAUCAAGGCAGUGCCAUCUGGAAGCCAAGUUGAGAAAAAUUACCAAAGUGUUACCAAAUCUUCAGAUUGUUCAGUCUGAUACACAACAGCUUACUGAAAUGAUAAAUUUCACUUCGUCUCUUGCAGAAACUGUUAGUGAGAAAGUUCGGCAGCUGGAUAUUGCCAGGAGCCGUGUGUCGGAGUGCCAGCAGCGUGUGCACGACCUGCUGGACCUGCAGCUGUGCAGUGAUGGCGUCAAGACGGCACUGCUCAACGAGGACUAUGAAAAGGCGGCUGCGCACGUGCACAGGUUCCUCUCCAUGGACCAGCACCUGCUCCGGCAGACCGCCACUGACGUUGACCAAGACUGCACGAGUGUCACCAACUCCUUCACGCUGUUGCACAGUGCGGCUGUGCAGCUGGGGCAUAUAGUCACCUGCAAGUUCGAUGAGGCUGUUCGGGCCGAGGAUCUGGCCUCUGUGGAGCGUUUCUUCAAGAUCUUCCCUCUUCUUGAGAUGAAGAAUGAAGGUCUUGAUAAAUUCUCUGCGUACUUAUGCUCAAAGCUGCAAGACACUUCUGAAAAAAACUUGAAAGUUGCUCUUGGGACGUCCAGCUCAGAUAAGCGUGCUAAUGUCAUAUAUGCUGACACAUUAACGCUUUUGUUCGAGGCUAUAGCACGAAUUAUUGAGAUCCAUCAGCCACUUGUGGAAACAUACUAUGUGUAUUUUGUUGAAGGCCCUGGAAAGUUGAUAUCAUUAGCGACUCGUCUUCAGCGGGAAUGUGACAGGCAGAGCAAGCGUGUGGUGUCGGAAUUCGCCAAGCACCGUCAGCUGGAGAAGAAGGUCCAGCAGGUGAAUGACCACAUGCGCAACAUUAGUGGCUUCACAAAGUAUGCAGAGAAGCUGGACCCCAAGGAACUGGACACCUUGCUGGGCGAGCUGACCAUCAUGCAUUCCAGAGCAGAGCUCUACGUGCGGUUCAUCAGGCGAAGAGUUCUGAGUGAUCUGGAGGUCGGUAUCCCCAAUCAAAACACACGUUCUGAACUUGUUUCGAAGCUGGAAGCGAUGCUCCAGGGCAGUGAGUUGUGCCAUCGGAUGCAGGAGCUGCUGGGAAAUUACCUCCUGCUGGAACAUUACUUCAUGGAAGAGAGCAUCAAGAAAGCUGUUACUAUGGACACACUAGAAGAAGGCUCGCUCACUUCGAGUAUGGUGGAUGAUAUAUUCUUUAUCAUCAAGAAAUGCAUUAGGCGGGCCGGCUCGAGUGCGAGCGUGGAUGGGGUAGGCGCAGUGAUGAACAAUGCCUGCGGGCUGCUGGAGGCAGAGCUGUGCGGCGUGCUGCGUCGCCAGCUGCGGCAGGGCUACCCCUCGGGUUACCUGGACCUGUCGCAGGCAUACAGCGUGCUGCACUCGUCCAUCCAGCAGGGGCGGCUGCAGUCGGGCGACACGGAGCAGGCCCGCCUCACCUUCCUGGCCUACCUGAACAAUGCUGAUGUGAGCGUGGAGUACGUCGGCACGCUGUGUGCAGCGCUCCAGGAGGAAGUGCCCGGAGCCUUGGGCUCAUUGUCCCAAACGGAGCGGGCCAAACUGGAGAGCUGCCUGUCGGGCCUGGGAGCAGCCUCUGCCAGCUUGCGCGCCGUCGUCGACUACGGCAUGCAGCAGCUCCGAGCCAGUGCCAUCAAGCCGCGCGUCGACCCCUGGGUGGACGCCUUCCUCUCUGUCAGUCACCAGUUCUCCGAGGAGGAAUUUGCUAGCUAUGAAGCAGAUGAACGGUUCACUCAAUGUCUUAUAAUGAACUUGGAUGGCUUGCUGUCGUCCUUCAAGAGCUGCCUGACCCCGGGCAACUACGACAGCCUAGUCAGUAUUCUCACGACUGAAGUCACCUCUCACAUGGAGAAAGUUGUUUUCAAGUCUUCCUUCAACAGACUGGGUGGACUUGUGUUCGACAAGGAAGUGCGGGCACUUGUGAGCUACCUCACUAGCACGACUUCGUGGUCGAUACGAGACAAGUUCGCACGCCUCACCCAGAUAGCAACCAUCCUCAACAUGGAACGUGUGUCCGAGAUAUCAGACUAUUGGGGCAACAACUCUGGUUCCCUUACAUGGAGACUAACACCCAUGGAAAUGCGUCAGAUAAUGACCCUCAGGUAUGUUAAAGAAGAAAACAGGUACUGGUCAACUUCUGUUGCAGUAAUGUUUUUGUUUGACUCUGUAGUUUAACCUUUACCCAACAAAAUUUCAAAAUAUUUAUAAUGUUUAAAGCUAAGUUAUUUACUGUCAGGCAAACUUUAUGAACUUUAGGCUGAAAAACUGUAAAAAUAUUAAUGCAGAAAUUUUUUUUUUGUAAUAGACAGUGGUUUUUGAAGGGGAAUAAUAAUUUUUUUCAUAGUUAUAAAAAUAUAAAAUAGUGAUAAUUGUUCUACACAGUGAACAUCUAUCAUGUGGUCGAAUGAUAAUUACUGAAAGAAUUGAUAACUUGCGCUUAUUUCCAAGAACAUAUUCUUUCUUUCUGUUGGCACAAAUAUUCCGCCAUACAUAUUGUGUUACAAGAUUAAACUACGGAGUUGUGAAAUUUAUUUUGUUAUCACCCGACUGUUUAUGUCAUUUUUUCUUUUAGGAGUUAGAAAGAAUUUUAUUACAGAUAAGAAGAAAUGAAUUGGCUUCUACAAUAGACUAUGUAAUAAAGAGGUAAAAAAGAAACAAAAAAAAAACCAAGAUUUUGUGUAUAAACAUUGAUGUGCUGUGUGCCAUGCAUGUCUAAUCACUAAGCUGUCAGCCCAUCCCUUCCUAACAAGUGUAUGUACACAAUGUUAUCAGAAUAGCCCUUGUAGCAGUUAAUAGUUACAUACUAAUUAAUCUCCACUUGCCACACAAGCCACAUGUCGCCCAAUGCCAAGGCAACCAUGCAGAUGGCCGCCGAAGAUUUCUGCAUAUGGCCAAUUGGCCUCCAAUUACAUCUCACUUGUCAUCUAGGCAACGACUUUCUGGAAGUGGCUGGCACUUCUGUGGAUUAUGCAGAAGCCACACAACCACCUUUGGUGUCACUAUCCCUCUAUCUACCCUUCCCCUUCCCCUGCUCCCAGGGCUGUGGUAUAGAAGGAGGAUGUUACCGCUUACAGUUCAAGUUCACCUCCCAUCGUGAAAGAAUACCUUACCAUAGGUAAGGUAUUGUACUUUAUGUACCCGCUUAUGGGUCACAGAAUUUAUGCUGAUUUUUUGUUUAGUAAAAUUAACUGCCAACCAUAUGCAAAUUUUCCAUUUUGGAUCAAAAAAGUUAACAUUGCACUGUUGUGAAUGACUAAUUGCUUAAAUAACUAGCCUGUGUUGGUUUUUUAAUAAAUAUGGCACAAGUAAAUAUAUAAUGUUUGAUUAAAGUAUCUCACCAGUGAUUGUAAAGCAUCAUGAACUGUGGCGUUAAACUACUGUGUUUUAUCGCAUAAUCGUCACACAUUUUAUACUAAAAUCAAGUUUGAAAAGUAAGGGUGCGACGAUUAUGUGAAGAAAAAAAAACAUUUUUUGUUAAGUAAAGUUAUUCAUAAAAACAAAACCUAUUCAAGGAAACCACGUUUAUUUUAAAAGUAGAGUAUACAAAAGCACACCAAACAAUUUAAAUUAAUGUCAUGCAACAAAAACAUUUUGUUAAAUUUUAAAUAGUAAAACCAAAACUGUGACGCGAACGUGAGUCGGAGUGCAUAACUAUCAUAGUACACACCACGAAAAAGCGUGGAGCACGCACGUUGCAUGCAAUGAGUUAUCUGUAUCGAUAUUUGACUACGUGCGCGUGCUCUAUACGGGAAUCAACAUAACCAAACUUGAAUGAUGCCAACUAGCGCUGGCUACAUUUUUAUAAGCGGUACACAGCUGCGACGAAGACGAAAAGAUAAGAGUUAUAACGUUUCAAAACGUCUAUAAAAUAAAAUUUACACAUCAGACAACGUCAUAUUUCUGUUAAUUAAAUAAGUAUGGGGUAACAACUGAAUGAAUAUUAGAUUUCAACUUUAAAAUGUAUUGUUUUUUACGGGAAAACUACCUACACAAAGCGUUCGGAAUCUAAAAACAUCAUGGGACGUUUGUGCGAGAAAUUAUUUUUCUCCAAAUUUUUAUGUUCUAAAAUAAAGGUGUGACAAUUAUGCGAUAAAACACGGUAUGUGUGCCGCCUGUCGGACGGCUACCCGGCCAGCGUCAUUAAAUCACGUGGCUGUCUGCUCCGGGUUGGUGCUUGGCAAGAGAGGGAAUUUAAAAAUAAACCAGCUAAAGGGUGUGAAAGAAUGGAGGGGUGUUUGCAUGUGUGUGUGGCCAUGCAGCAGUGUUUAUGGUUCUCCGUCUCUCUCAUUGUAGAUGUCUGUGAACUGGCACGUACUCAGAAUCAUAACAUUUCUAUCUCCAUAUGUUUUUGUGAGGCCACUGUGUCCAAACACUGUUUUUGCAUGAGAUUUCCUAUGCUUUCUACUGCAUCAUUUCAUUCAUUACAAAUUUGCUGUAAAAGGCAUGCUUGUUUUAAUUAUUGAAGAAACUGACAAAAAAAUAAA
Molecule: messenger RNA, 4868 nt
Organism: Bacillus rossius redtenbacheri
Lineage: Eukaryota; Metazoa; Arthropoda; Insecta; Phasmatodea; Bacillidae
Gene: Cog4
Product: conserved oligomeric Golgi complex subunit 4
Exons: 11
Coding region: 463-2559 (698 amino acids)
Biological process (GO): retrograde vesicle-mediated transport, Golgi to endoplasmic reticulum; Golgi organization
Cellular component (GO): COG complex
Source: RefSeq, a predicted model, not a curated record